Molecule: messenger RNA, 4048 nt
Organism: Notolabrus celidotus (New Zealand spotty)
Lineage: Eukaryota; Metazoa; Chordata; Actinopteri; Labriformes; Labridae
Gene: trpc4b
Product: transient receptor potential cation channel, subfamily C, member 4b
Exons: 12
Coding region: 520-3291 (923 amino acids)
Biological process (GO): calcium ion transmembrane transport; regulation of cytosolic calcium ion concentration; manganese ion transport
Cellular component (GO): membrane; cation channel complex
Molecular function (GO): protein binding; store-operated calcium channel activity; inositol 1,4,5 trisphosphate binding
Source: RefSeq, a predicted model, not a curated record
GUUACUGUGGAUGGGUUUUUAUUGCUGGUUGCUGUUUCUUCAAACUUUUUGUAUGCAUUUAAUCUUGAUUUAUGGUGCCUCUGUUUUGCUUACUAACUGGUGUUUCAGGUCCAUACCCGGGUUAAUAGAAUCCCACUUUAAUGAAUCUGUUGUGAUACAAGCCAGCUGAGUCGGUUAAACAUGCAUCUCCUAGUUCGGCUCGCCCAGUUUGUCCACGUGCGCAUAUCCUGCGCGAGGAUAGGUCACCUGUUGUCCCCACCUGAUGUUUGGCGUGUAAUUUGAGCAGCUUGUCUCGUUAUUACUGCCCCUACAGACUAUCAAGUGAGCGAAAGGGGUGGGCAGGGAAUUGCAUGACAUGCCACUAAGUUACAGAGAGUCUCCAGUGGAGACUUCAGUCAUUGAUGAGGAUCCGAACAUUCAAGUUUCCAUUUGACUGCUGCACAGUGUCUGCUUCCCAUCUCUGUUUCUUCCAAUUGAAAAGCAACAAGACGAAGUAGAGACUGCAAUGCUGUAGCAGCAAUGUCACAGCUUUACUACAGGAAAACUGACAACUCCUCAUACAGGGACCGCAUCCCGUUGCGGAUUGUACGGGCAGAGUCCGAGCUCUCUGCCCUGGAGAGAGCCUACCUGGGGGCUGUUGAAAAAGGGGACUAUGCCAGUGUAAAACAAGCCCUGGAAGAGGCUGAGAUCUACUUUAGGAUUAACAUCAACUGCAUUGAUUCCUUGGGACGCACAGCCCUGCUCAUUGCCAUUGACAAUGAGAACCUGGAGAUCAUUGAGCUGCUGCUCAGUUUUAAUGUGUAUGUAGGCGAUGCCCUGCUACAUUCUAUACGCAAAGAAGUGGUGGGGGCCGUGGAGCUGCUGCUCAAUCACAAGAAGCCACGAGGGGAAAACCAGGUCCCACCCAUCCUGCUCGACAAACAGUUUUCAGACUUCACCCCAGACAUCACACCUAUCAUCCUUGCAGCCCACACCAACAACUAUGAAAUCAUCAAACUGCUUGUGCAGCGAGGUGUUUCCAUACCUCAGCCGCAUGCCGUGCGUUGCAACUGUGUGGAGUGUGAGUCCAGUCCAGACGUAGACGGCCUACGCCACUCACGCUCCAGACUCAACAUCUACAAGGCUCUUGCCAGCCCAUCGCUUAUCGCUGUCUCCAGUGAGGAUCCCUUUCUCACCGCUUUUCAACUCAGCUGGGAGCUGAAGGAGCUCAGCACAGUUGAAAAUGAGUUCAAGUCAGAGUAUGAAGAGCUGUCCCAUAUGUGUAAACAAUUUGCCAAGGACCUCUUGGACCAGACCCGAAGCUCCAAAGAGUUGGAAAUAAUCCUCAACUACCGUGAUGACAUCAACCCUCUACUGGAUGUGAAUAACAAUGAUCUGGCUCGACUGAAGCUGGCUAUCAAAUAUUGCCAGAAAGAGUUUGUUGCUCAGCCAAACUGUCAGCAGCUCUUGGCGUCUCGGUGGUAUGAUGAGUUCCCAGGCUGGAGGAGGCGUCACUGGGCAGGAAAGCUCAUCACAUGUAUCUUCAUAGGCCUCCUCUUCCCACUAUUAUGCAUCUUUUAUCUAAUCACUCCAAAGAGCCGCUAUGGCUUAUUCAUUCGCAAGCCCUUCAUCAAGUUCAUCUGUCACACUGCAUCCUACCUGACCUUCCUCUUCCUGCUCCUCUUAGCCUCUCAGCAUAUUACCUUUGCAAACCCCAACAUUCCGGGUCCAGCACCCACCACUGUGGAGUGGAUGAUCCUGCCCUGGGUUCUCGGUUUUAUAUGGACUGAGAUCAAACAGAUGUGGGACAGUGGUUUAGAGGACUACAUGGAUGACUGGUGGAAUUUAAUGGACUUCAUCAUGAACUCCUUGUAUCUUGCAACAAUUUCCCUGAAGAUUGUUGCUUAUUUAAAGUACAGUCAGGCCAAAAAUAGAAACGACUGGGAUAUGUGGCACCCAACAUUAGUGGCAGAGGCAUUGUUUGCCAUCGCUAACAUCUUCAGCUCCUUGCGCCUCAUCUGCCUUUUUACCGCCAACUCUCAUCUCGGCCCCUUACAGAUCUCACUUGGCCGCAUGCUCCUCGACAUCCUCAAGUUCCUCUUCAUCUACUGUCUGGUGCUGUUAGCCUUUGCCAAUGGCCUCAACCAGCUCUACUUUUACUAUGAAACAGAUGGGGUGGCAGAGAAUGGUACAUGCAAGGGUAUCCGCUGCAGGCAGCAGAACAAUGCCUUCUCCACGCUGUUCGAGACGCUGCAGUCAUUAUUUUGGUCUGUAUUUGGCCUGAUUUCUCUCUAUGUAACCAAUGUUGAACCAGACCAUCAAUUCACUGAGUUUGUGGGCAGUACCAUGUUUGGAACAUACAAUGUCAUCUCCCUGGUAGUCCUUCUGAACAUGCUUAUUGCAAUGAUGAAUAACUCCUACCAGCAUAUUGCUGAUCAUGCAGAUAUAGAGUGGAAAUUUGCGAGAACGAAAUUAUGGAUGAGCUAUUUUGAAGAAGGGGGAACUUUACCAUCUCCUUUUAAUAUCCUACCCAGUCCAAAAUCAGUCUGUUAUCUCAUUGGAUGGCUAAAAAGGCAUCUAUUUAAGAGAUCAAGCACAAAAAGGCUUGAAACCUUUGAAACAUUGGGGAAACGUGCUACAGUAAAUGUGAGAUUGAACCAUGGAUAUCAGGAGGUUUUGAGGAACCUUGUGAAGCGGUAUGUGGCUGCAAAGAUUCGAGAUGCAAAGACUGAGGAAGGGUUGACAGAAGAGAAUUUUAAGGAGCUUAAGCAGGAUAUAUCCAGCUUCCGUUAUGAAGUCCUGGGAAUGAUGAAGGGUAAACCACAAGGUGGGGUUGGAGGACAAGUUGCAAGCUCCGCUUUGGCUUACCCUGGAAACUGCUUUAAGUAUUCUCCCAAAUUCCCUACUGAUGAGCCUCAAAAGAAGCUGAGCUUCUUUGAUGUAACCUCCACUGUCCAGCAGAGCAAAGUUCCCAACAGCACCAGCCCUCUUGGCUCUAAUAGAAAAACCAAUGGUUCAGUUUUUCCAUCCAGUAAAAAACAAACUCACAAAGAGGUAUCAAAGGAUGUUUCAGCUGACGGGUCAGAGCAAAGCAGACUCCUCCCCCAGAACUGUGAUGAAAUAAAUCUGAUUCAAGAAGAAGAUCCACUGAUGUCUGGUGGGCAGUACCAAGAACGACUUCAGGCUGAAGAAAUUAUUAUUGAAGUCCCAGUGAAAGCCAAAAAGGAAAAACAAGACAUUCAAGAGAGUGGACCGUCUUACAAAGGUCACACAAAGAAAGUGAAAAAUGGGCCCAAAAAGUUCAAGAAUUAAUUUUGCAGGAGAGCGAUGUUAAACAUGUUAUCAAUUUAAUGCAUUGAAUGAUCUCAUGUUCAUUCUAUCAUGUCCUAGUUGAAGAAGGAAAAAAAACAAUUCAUUUAUCAUAAACAAUACCAUAGUUAAUUUACAUAUCUGUUUAUAUAAUCUUUUAAUUAUAUAUAAUCUCAUAGUACAUACAUGCAUUGUUCCUGUUUUAGCAAAGAUGUUCAACAACACUGAGGAUCGCGUGUUCUGACUUUAUGCUCAGGGGAUUAUAAAGCAAGUAAGUAAUUCAGCUCUCACAUUGAAGCAUUUAUUUCAAAGAGUUCUGAAACUGCUCAAUUUCCUCUUCUCUACCACCCAAUAUGCUAACAGGGUAAAAUCUGUUCAGACAAAAUGCAUUUAUUAAGGAAGAAAUAAUCAAGAAAGACAAAAGACAACUUUAAAUGUGUUGGAGACUCAGGCAAGUUUUCUGUUGAAUUUAAGAUAUUAUCCACUGGAUGAAUACAUACAUUGAGACACCUAGCCAAGGCUUUAGUCAGCUUCUCUCUUCCACUUUAUCUAUUUUUAUUGGAGGGAAGAUUUUACUCCAAAGGCUGUUGUAGCACACAAUUAUAAAAUGCUUAGUCAAGUUGUGAUUUAUUGCAGGAAUUAUUACUUAACCAUGCUUACAAUAUACAUGUCAAGUUUGAAGACUGUCUUGUCACCUGUUUCUUCAGUUUUGUAACUUUUAGUAAAAUUCUCUCAAAAUAAAAUAGAAUGCUAAUUUAAA